Exophiala oligosperma is the source of this 1737-nucleotide messenger RNA. RefSeq lists its product as uncharacterized. The coding region runs from base 350 to 1630 and encodes 426 amino acids. Lineage: Eukaryota; Fungi; Ascomycota; Eurotiomycetes; Chaetothyriales; Herpotrichiellaceae. The transcript has a single exon. Gene Ontology annotation, molecular function: FAD binding. The record is from RefSeq and is a predicted model, not a curated record.
GUUUCCUGUUGCCUCGCACUCUUGAAAGAUGUACUGUCUGCUUCCAUCCUUUGAGACUUCUGGAUCAUGGUCUUACCGGAUCAAGACAUUUUACCAACCAGCUAAUCACUAGCCUCCAGAGGCCGAAGCGGUCUGAGCGAACGGGGUAAUGGAAGGAUGAUACAUGGAUGUCACUGACGACCCCCUCACAAGACCUGCAGGCUCGCUUAUUGAUGGGUUUUGGCCGCGGGAGAUAUUACCUUCUUCCUCCUCCCAGUCAUCGAUAACCUCGGAGUCAUGGCUAUUACCCCUUCGAUUUGAAUGUCCGCUUGUUCUCAAGUUGAAGACUCGAGUAUAACCUGGACCCUUGAUGGAGCAACAGACGAAGCACGUCAUUAUCGUGGGAGGCUCCCUCGGAGGCCUGUUUGCUGGUGUCGCCCUAAAGCAGGAAGGCUUUGACACGACCAUCCUCGAGCGAAAUCCGACGAACCUACUCGAGAACCAAGGCGCAGGCAUUGUCGCUGGCGGGGAUACCCUGGCCUUCUUCGAACGCUAUGACCGGUGCAAACGUGCUGUGGCGGUCGCCUCGCAAAAGAGGAUGUAUCUGGACAAGUCAGGAGAUGUCGUUCAUGAAGAGGUGAUGAAGCAGACGAUGACAAGCUGGGACCUGUGCUAUUACAUGCUCCGUGCAAACUACGACCAUCAACAGAGCGACUACUGUAAAGCCCCGGGCCCACAACCUGGCGACGGCAAGAUUGACUAUAGAUACGGAUGUACCGUGGCCGGUUUUGCUUAUGAGGGUGAUAAAGUGAGAGUGUCAUAUGACAAGGCCGGCGGCGGCAAAGAGAGCGUGGUAGGUGAUAUGCUUGUGGGUGCUGACGGGCCAAGUUCGACGAUACGAAAGAUCUUGUACCCUGAUAUUGAACGUAAAUAUGCUGGGUAUUGUGUCAUUCGAGGAACGGUCCCAGAGGAAGCGGCGUCCGAAGAAGCCAAGGCAGCAUUUGUGGAAAGAUUUACCUUCUUUCAUUCUCCAGGCAUCCAGAAUCUCACCUAUACAAUACCGGGGACAAAUGGAGCCAUGGAGGAGGGCAAACGGCUGCUCAACUUUGUGUGGUACACAAACUUCCCGGAAGGAGAGCAGGAAUUGGAAGAAGUCAUGACCGACAAAGACGGCAAACGUCGCAGACUCACCAUCCCACCAGGACAGAUGCGCGACGAGGCUUGGGAGAUGGUCAAGAAAAGGGGUCGUGAUCGACUGCCUCCUCAGAUGUCCGAAAUGGUAGAGAAGACGCGCAAUCCAUUCGUCCAAUGCAUCACGGAUGUCAUUACGCCAAAGAACUCCUUCGACCAUGGCAAGGUGGUGCUUAUUGGGGAUGCCCUCGCCGGGUUCAGACCCCAUACUGUUGCGUCGACGAGCCAGGCUGCGUUUGAUGUACUAAUGCUGAUACAUUAUCUGAAGACGGGGAAUCAUGCCGAGUUUGUUCGGCGAACAAUGGAAUAUGCCCGUCUCAUCCAACACAGAGGUGUGUACAUCGGCAAUCGAAGUCAAUUCGAGUCUUUGCAACUCAAAGACUACAUCGAGGACCGAAAUAUGAUGUCGAUCGUAAGGGAGGAUCUGGAGUUUCCCGAAUGGACGCAAGUUCGAGUAUGAUACACAAAGAUAUCUUGAUUUUUCCAUGCCACAAACACUCAGUUCUAGAUACAUAAGGUACAUGUAGGUAUAUAUAAAGCUGUUGAGAUACUCCGUAAGGGUAUGAG